UUACAAAUUAUUCAUUAAUUUGCUUCUCAGGAGAGAAAAUGAGGACGCUGAUCUCUGCAGGUCCCGCCUACAAGGAGUAACACGGCAAUCAGUGAUGGUUAUGGAGGAUGAUGGAGUUACCCUCAGCCAAUCAGAGCCAGACACCCUGUCAGCAGUGGGCGGUCCAGAACGGCUGGUCCACAGCUUCCCCUCAAGGACCCCCUCCCUUCAACCCUCUGCCCAGCUUUCAGCAUCUCAACCUGGGCUUCACUUCUGACCAGAUAUCCUCCUAUGGCCACCUGCAGCCGCCCAACCAGGGCUGCCUGAGCACUCAUCAUAGCUCAGUAUAUCCUAAUAAUGCUGACCACAGUGUGCAGCAAAACAUUCAUGAUUCCCAUGUUUCACCCGUAGUUCCUGCCUCAAACCAAGGAAAACAUAUACCUCCAUGCUCUCUUCCCCUUAUAAAUGAAAAUACACAGUCUUGCAAGCUCCAACAAAUGUCACUUUACUCCCCUCAGAGCCCUCAUCAAGCAAUAUCUGCCCCUUUCCAGGCUCCAUACACACACCAGGGUUCACUGAAUGGACCUCAGUCGCCACAUCAAACCUUUAACCGUCCAUCAUUUGGACUAAGUGUAAAUCAGACUCCACAGUGUACAACUCAGCCUGUAUAUGAUGGUGCAAAUGUGCAGUCUGCUGUUAGUACCGGAUAUAUCCACAAUCAUGCCGUGCCCACCUGUCCUCUCCAGCAGCAGCCUCAGUGGACUCUCCCACCUUACAGCAGAGGAGCCAUAAAUGAGUUUGGCCCUGACACAGCUGCACAGGAGAGGAGCAUCGCGCCUCAGUCUCCCAACUCUGAGUCUCGUUAUGGCCUGGACCCAGAGCUCCUUCCCAGUGCUGUGAAGGUGAUGGCAGAGGACAGGGCAGAGUGGGAGAGGAAGGUUUUUGUCUCUGAGCCUUUUUCCCGUCUUCCUCCUCUUGCAACUACUUCCUGUAUCAUAGAGGACAGAGGUAAUGCGAGUCCUUGUGUCAUCCGCUGUACUUCAUACUGUGUGCCCUGUGAAGGUCAGACAGCCCUACUCAGCCGUCUACCGCUGGGAGCUUUGGUCACUCCACUGGCUAAACAAAAUGCUAAAGAGAAGCCCCUGCCGCUGUGCAAAGAGCCAGAGUGCAUUGUGGGUUGUUGUUUGUGUGGAGCCUCUAUGUGCCCUGCUAUGGGCUGGCAGGACUGUGGUCAGAGGUUUUACUGUCCCUUCUGUGGGAAACUCAAUGAAGUGUUGUGGCAAAACUAUCAGCCGACCGAAGGAGCAGUCGGGGCUCGGGUUGAUAAAGACCAGAGGCCUGAACUUCAUAUGGGGUCUUAUGAGAUCCUCAGCUCUCAGAAGGGUGAACCUGCUGCGCUGAUUCUAGCCAUAGAUGUGUCUGCUUCAGCACUGAGAGGAGGACAUUUGGAGUUUGUAACACAACAAAUACACACUCUGCUCACCUCUCUGAACAGGGAGGAUGGUGACGUCCGGAUUGGUUUGAUGACGUAUGACAGCAGGAUCCACCUGUAUGACCUCAGCCCUGCUCUUUCACGCCCGCACAUGCUGGUCAUCACAGAGAAGGAAGACCUGCAACUUCCUGUGAGGGAGGGGCUUCUGGUGUCCGUGAAAGACUGUAUAGAGAGCGUUGACAGUGUACUAGAGCUCAUUCCUCAGUUUAGUCCGGAGUGUGAUGACUCCAGUGGAGUUCCCAUGGAUCUGCCUAUCAAAGCAGGACUUGCUGUACUGCAGGCGCUGAAUUCUCCUGGAAAGUUGCUCAUCUUCCAUACUGCCCCUCUGAUAGAGAUGGGACACACACACUCCUCCUCAGGGUUCUUUGGCUCCAACAGACCAAAGUCCAUCUUUCAGCCGUCGGAACCAGUUGUAGCAUUGGCCAAGGAGUGCGUCCGUCAGGGCUGCGGCGUUCACCUGUUCGUCCUCUCCCAGCAAGACGUGGGCGGUGCUUGGCCGGGGCAUAUUCCAUAUCUAACAGGUGGAGCUCUGUACACUUACAGCCACCUGCAGGGAGAAUUGGACAAGGAGCGUUUUAGCGCCAGUCUAAAAAGGAUCUUAGAGACGGACACAGGCUACAAGGCUGAACUCAGGAUUUUUGUCAGUAAAGAUAUGCGUGUGUCCGGCUGUUAUGGACUGUUUGUCCCUGGUCCUAGUCCAAGCCAGGUCCCCAUGGCAACCCUUGAUUGGCAGACAACACUGGCUGUGGAGCUCGCACACUCCAGAGCUCUGGAUCCGACGAGAGGUGUAGCCCUACAGGUUGCGUUGUCGUACAGCACUCAGUCAGGAGACAGGAGGACCAGGGUUCACACUGUGACUCUGAGAUGCUCACCCCACCUACAGGAAGCUUUCCGGCACUGCCAGGCCCAAACACUACUCGCCUUCUAUUGCAAGAAGAUGUAUUGUGCCGUGUUGGAGCGCCCUCUACAAGAGCUGAGGGAGGAACUGCAGACGGAGGUAACAGAAGCAUUGGCCUCUUACCGAAAACACUGCUGCUCUGCUUCAGUGUCUAGUGGACAGCUCAUCCUUCCUCAGUACCUGCGAGCUCUCCCCGUUUACAUCAACAGUUUGAGGAAGAGCGAGGUGCUGCUGCCAGGCCUGCGGAGCUCUGUCCACCAGCGGCUGCAGCAGCGUUGCCAGGUGCUCGGCAUGGACACCUUCACCAACGCCACACACUUCUACCCUCUGCUGCUGCCUCUGACACUGUCAGCUGACGGCUCAAGCCCUUUAAACCCAGAGGAGCUGCGCUGCUGUGCCGCCAGCCUGGAGCCCAGAGGUCUGUAUUUGGUCCAUGCACCCCUCACCCUGCUACUCUGGGUGGGCAGCCAAGUUCCAACAUGCACCCUGGUGGAGCUCUUCAAUACCAGCUGCUUCUCCUCCCUGCCCUCUGGAGAGACCAAACUGCCUGCUCUGGAAAACCCUCUGUCCAUCAGUAUUCGAUCACUCAUCAACACACUGAACUCCCAGGUGCACUGCGCCCGCAAGCUGUGGGUGGUGAAGCAGGGCGAUGCCUGCGAGGAGACCCUGCAGCGCCACCUGGUGGAAGACAAGAGUCCUAAUGGAGGAGCAUCCUACGCAGACUUCCUCUACCAUCUCCACGUCAACUCUAUCCGAGCACUGCAAUGACCGAAAUCUCACACACACAUAUUUCUAACCUGUCUGGCUGCAUCAUCAGGGUAUCUGCAGGUUUCAAAAAGUCUUAAAAAGCAUUGAUUUUGAUUUCCUAAAAAAGAAAAAAAAAGCUUUAAAGGCCUUAGGAGGUAUUUAAAACUCUUGAAUUUCAUAUUUUCUAGCCUGCUAUAGGCAGUAAUGUUAAUUAUUUGUAUAUUUUUUUACUUUUGCAAAACCUGGCAGGAAAAUACGCAGUUUUGUUGUUCUCGACCUCUGACCUUAAAUGAAUUAGUUAUUUUUAAAAUUGGUUAAUAUAUCCAUCAAUUAAUCCAUUUUUUAUGCUGCUUCGCCACAUCCAGGUCAAGAUUAAUGAGUAAGUAGUUAUAUAUUUGGUCAUUCAGAAUUGGUAUAUACUGCCAGGAAGUAAUGUCAAAAAUCUGAAAUAAAUUUAAAUAAAUUGAAAUUUAUUUCACAUUGCACUUGAUAGAUAAUUCGAGUCUUUAUCAUCGCCAACAUUUUUAUUAAUACCUUUCAUACUUUGACUGUGAAACAAGUAUUACAUUGAAUUCUAUGUUGUAUUUAAAGUUUUAAAUGCCAGUGAAGCCUGCAGAAACCCUGAUUAUGUUCAACAGGAGAGACACUACAACAUAUUCAGAUAAAAAACAAAAGAAAAGAGAGGGCCAGGAAACAAUAGUAUUACUAGAAAUUAUUAUAAUGUGGAAAUAUUAAAGGCCUGUUGUCAGAGAAUCAGACAGCAUGGGGACAUUUUAAGAAACAUAAUAUAAUUUAUUCAACGACUGCUGUGAUAUAAUGUGUUUGUGUGACGGGUGCUAUGUUGAAUGUAAUACAUGUUGUUGUCAAAACGUGUUUAUGAUAUCAAUUUAUUCCUGAGUCACAACAAUUCUCUAAUCCCUGCCUGA
Messenger RNA from Scomber scombrus (Atlantic mackerel), 4042 nucleotides. RefSeq names its product protein transport protein Sec24C. NCBI's taxonomy places the organism in Eukaryota, Metazoa, Chordata, Actinopteri, Scombriformes, Scombridae. Gene Ontology annotation, cellular component: endoplasmic reticulum exit site; COPII vesicle coat. The record is from RefSeq and is a predicted model, not a curated record. Bases 108 to 3137 code for a protein of 1009 amino acids. Gene Ontology annotation, molecular function: zinc ion binding; SNARE binding. The transcript has 21 exons. Gene Ontology annotation, biological process: COPII-coated vesicle cargo loading; endoplasmic reticulum to Golgi vesicle-mediated transport; intracellular protein transport.